AUGGCAUUUCUUUCUGUACUUUUGAAGAGAUGCCGCAAACUCCACGAGAUGGGGAAAAAUGUGGUUCUCAUGGGCGAUAUAAAUGUCAGUAUGGAUCUUAUUGAUAAUGCAGAAGGAAUCGACGUGGCAAUCAAGGAAAAACGCGUUGUCAAUAAUCUAAGAGAAGGUGCAGCAGCUUUCGAAGAAACAAACAAGUCCGAGUGUCUCUUAUUCCGCAAUUCACAGCCCCAUCGGACGCUUUUGAACUCAUAUGUGAUUCCAUCACUUGAAGGAGUGUCAAAGAAGGAACAAAUUUUCUGUGACACUACGAGACUAAUACAGAAACGUCGCCUAGCUAUGUAUACGGUUUGGAACACGCGGACAGGCGCCAGACAAGCGAAUUUCGGGUCUAGAAUCGAUUUGAUUCUUGCUUCUGGCGGAGAAUUCAUUCGAAAUGUUGUUAACGCAGAUAUUCUUCCUUUUCUUUACGGAUCAGACCAUGCACCGGUUUUCACAGACGUGGAUGUUAGCUAUCAACCCCUCUGUCCAAUAGAGGCACAAAAAAUAGCAUUCGAAGCUAGAUACUUUUACAAGUUGGUCAGACACCGAGACAUUUCCUCAAUGUUUGGUGCCAUAAACAAAAAACGAUCCGUUACUCCAGAGCGGACAGAAAAGUCUCCCAAACCACAGUAUGUUAGUCGCAAAAAACCAAAGACCCAGGGCCAGCAAUCCAUCGGUAACUUUUUUUUCAAAGACAACAAGGUUAAUGAAGACGAUCGAUUGAAUCACAAUUCUAAUAUAAAGGCGACUCAGAAUUCAACUAACGAAGGUCAAGGCGGAGAAGUAGGAAAUGAGAAAUCAGGAGAAGUUACUAAUAAUAACGUGGAAGGAGACUUACACAGUAAUGCUGUCGAAAGUACAGUGCAUAAUACUAAAAACAAAGACAUUUUGCAUCAGAAAAACGGACACUUAUCGAGUGAGGAAGACCAACCACCACAAACGCCAAAGACAAUCAAAAUCAAUUCGGUGCAAUCGCUCAUGUUACUGAUGUAUGGCAACCCUCCAUAUUGCAAGCAUAAAGAGCCAUGCAUCCUCAAAACCAGUCUCACAAAAGCAACUAAAGGAAAAAGAUUUUGGUGCUGUCCCAAAGAAAAUAAAGGAGGCUACGGUGAAAUGGGCGACCAUCGAUGUGAUUAUUUCGAAUGGGCAAAGCCAAACGCUGGCAAGGCAGAGUAA
Molecule: messenger RNA, 1215 nt
Organism: Clavispora lusitaniae ATCC 42720
Lineage: Eukaryota; Fungi; Ascomycota; Pichiomycetes; Serinales; Metschnikowiaceae
Gene: APN2
Product: DNA-(apurinic or apyrimidinic site) lyase
Biological process (GO): base-excision repair
Cellular component (GO): nucleus
Molecular function (GO): endonuclease activity; zinc ion binding; double-stranded DNA 3'-5' DNA exonuclease activity
Source: RefSeq, a predicted model, not a curated record